AUGCGUGGGGGGGGGGGGGGGGAGAAAAGGGUUUACGAAGGGGGAGGGGAGGGAAAGGGGGAAGGGGAGGGGGGACGGCGCCGACGGCAAAGAGAGGGAGGAGGGGAAGUGGAAGAAGCCGGAGAAGAAGCGGGUUCGGGGUGGGGGGAAGGGGAAAGGGGGGAGGGGGACGGCGGUGGAAGGGGGAAGGGGAAAAGGACGCGGGGUGGGGUGGGGGUGGGGGUUGGGGGAAGGGGAGAGGGGGAGGAGGAGGUGGAAGGGGAGAGGGGGAGGAGGACGGCGGCGGUGAAGUGGGGAAAGGGGAAAGAACGCGGGGUGGGGGUGGGGGGUGGGGGGUGGGGGGAAGGGGAGAGGGAGAGGAGGAGGGGGAAGGGGAAAGGGGGGAGAGGAACAGCGAGCCACUGCCGUUGGAGUCCGCCUGCCACCUCGCCUCGCCGCCUCCGCCUCACUUCUGCCGCCUCACCGCCUCCGCCUUGCCGCCUCAUGUCGCCGCCUCCGCCUCGCUUCUGCCGCCUCCGGCUCCCCGCCUCACGUCGCUGCCUCUGCCUCCCUUCUGCCGCCUCACCCUCACGCCUCGCCGCCUCCGCCUCACGCCUUGCUUCUGCUUUAUUUGGUGGUGCUGGUGGUGGUACUGGUGGUGCUGGUGGUGCUAGUGCUGGUGCUGGUGGAGGAGGUAAUUAUGCUGGUAGUGGUAAGGGUAUUUUUGUCCAAAAAAAUUAA
Molecule: messenger RNA, 720 nt
Organism: Arachis stenosperma
Lineage: Eukaryota; Viridiplantae; Streptophyta; Magnoliopsida; Fabales; Fabaceae
Exons: 2
Coding region: 1-720 (239 amino acids)
Source: RefSeq, a predicted model, not a curated record